AUGUCUAUUCAAACUAUUAUCGAAUCCAUUAAAUCCGUUAAUACUAUCGAUUUAUUCAUUUUAAUCUUUGCUACUUGUAUCUCUACCUAUAUCUUUAACUUUUAUUACAAAUACUAUACUCGUCCCAAUCCGCUCCCUGGUCCAUUUCCUUUACCAUUUUUUGGAAACAGUCAUAACUGUGGCCCCGAUGUAAAGGAAUUUUAUGAACAAUGUCAACAAAAAUACGGAGAUAUUUGUGAAGUGAUGCUCGAUCGCAGAUAUAUCAUUCUUUCACGGCCAAAUUAUAUUAAAAAACUUUUUUCUCCUGCGCAAUUUUACAUGAGACUUCCAAAUUCUCAAGGUACAGUUGAAUUGGGAAUGUGCAACCAUGGACUUUUCUUCAAUGAAACUUAUAAAAGUUGGAAUUAUAAUAAACAGUUCUUUGCUGAGGCAUUAUCAGCUAAAUUUAUUGAAGCAUCUAUAAUAAAUAUAAAUCAAAUAUAUGAAGAAAUGAGCGGUUAUUGGCAAUCCCUUGGAAAGCAAAAUGCUUCAAAGAAGAACAAUAAUAAUAAUUGGACAUUAGAAACAGAUUUUUCAGCAUGGUUUCACGGAUUUAUUAAUGAUGUUACUUCAAUACUUGCCACUGGAAAACGCACGUAUUCAAUUACUUCCUACUAUAACACACUAAGCAUUAACAAAUCCGAACUUCCUGAUGCAUUAGUUGAAGAUGGAAACAACUUUGUCAAAGCACUUGUAAAAUUUCUUGAAAGCCUCUUGUUUUUCUCGUUCUAUAGCCCUUUUACUAGACAUUACGUUCCAAUAUUCAAAAGCAAAUCAAAUUCUUAUUUAAGUAACCGUGAUUACUUGUAUAACAAAUUGGAUAAUAUAGUUAAAAAGAGAAGAACUGAAAUCAAAGAAAUGCCAGAAACAAGAAUGAAAAAAGACAUGCUUACUUCCUUAAUUACAGCAGAAACUGUUGUUGAAGGCGAGAAAUUUAAACCUAUGACUGAUGUAGAGAUAAGAAUGAAUUUGCUAGAUAUUUUUUUGGGUGGAUCAGAUACUACUGCAAAUUUAUUCUGUUUCAUAACCUACUACCUUUGUAAACAUCCCAAUGUAAAAGAAAAAAUGCUUUCGGAAAUUGAUUCUAUAUCUAAAUCUUUUGGUAAACCUUACUUAUCAUGCGACGAUCUCAGAAAACUAAAAUAUUGUGAAGCUAUAAUUAAGGAAGCUAGUCGUCUAAUGGCACCGGUACCUUUUACAUUCCGUCACACCACUAGUGAGUGUGAAAUUGCAGGAUAUAAAUGGCCAGCUGGUACAGAUUUUCAUAUAAAUUUUGCAGGAGCACAUGGUCACCCUGAGUGUUGGGAUAAUCCUAAAAUUUUUGAUCCGGAUAAGUUUUGUAAUAAUGAUAACGAUAACGAUAACGAUAGAUCUGCUUGGAUGCCGUUUGGUGGAGGUAAACGUAUAUGCCCUGGAAAAAAUCUGGCAACGAUCGAGUUACUUUUAUUAAUGUCUUCAGUAUAUAAAAAUUAUAAUGUUGAGUUAGUGAAUGAGCAUGAGCCAUUGAAAGUUAAUACUCAAUUGAUUGCUAACUGUACAGAGUUGAAAGUUAGAAUUAGUCCUCGAACUUAA
Ambispora gerdemannii is the source of this 1611-nucleotide messenger RNA. The record is from the annotation of a GenBank genome assembly. Lineage: Eukaryota; Fungi; Glomeromycota; Glomeromycetes; Archaeosporales; Ambisporaceae.